Messenger RNA from Mesorhabditis belari, 1083 nucleotides. Lineage: Eukaryota; Metazoa; Nematoda; Chromadorea; Rhabditida; Rhabditidae. The record is from the annotation of a GenBank genome assembly.
AUGGACUAUGAUUGUCGCGGGAAUUUCUCCGAAGUUUGUCAGCAUUCGAUCGAAGUGAAUGGAGCUGAUGGAAUUGCGGGAGAGACGGCGCAAUACCCGAUUGGAUUCUGGAUCGAGAUCACCCUGUACUUUGUGGCGUUUUUCGUGGGCGGUCCCCUCAACGUGAUGUCGAUUUUCAAACUGUUGCGCGCGAGAAGGACGCUAAAACAUCCAUCAGCUCUUUUAUUGUUGCGAUUGCACUUGAACAUCGCGGAUUUGAUCACCCUUUUCAUCUACAUUCCCAAGCAAAUCAUUUGGCUGAUCACGUUUGCGUGGUAUGGCGGUGAUCUCCUUUGCCGUCUCUUCUCGUUCAUCUCGACUUUCUGCUUCUAUUUGCACUCAUUCGUCAUCGCGUGCAUCGCGAUCGAUCGACUUUUUGGCGCAUGGCAUAUAAACUCGGUCUCGGCCUCUCGAAAAGCUUUCACCCGUGUCUCUCAAUUGUUGAUCGCUGCUUGGGUGAUGGCAACGAUUUUGGCGCUCCCCCAAACGCUCAUCUUCAAGCUGUAUGAGUUGGAUGAUCCGAGCGAGGCAGUCUUCGUUCUCCCCACAAUGCUCAUCAUUUUCUCCUACACGACACUAUUGUUUAUUUUGAAAGGGAUCAUCAAGGAAACGGGCACAGUCAAUGGGCACAGUCAGAUGACGUCACUGCUGGUGUUGACACGGAAGCACUACACGUCCGAGGACGAUCACAGCAAAGUCACGGGAACCACUUUCGUCAUGCACGAUGCGCAAUCGAUUCGAAGGAAUUCGAAUACGCCGCCCGGGCAUCUAGAAAGAGCCGUGAGUCCACAGAGUGCGUUGCACACGGAGAGAAGUGAGAGACAGUACGAUCAAUCAUCGAGAAGAGUCUCCUCACCGUUUAUCGUCGCUGAUGAUCACUCGUUGAUGCUUAAUCACAAAUGUGACGGUGGCGAGAUCUCGCAAAACUCGGAGGAUUUCCUGAGGCCGCCGAAAAAGGCGAAGAAACCCCAACGAGUACCCGUUUCGCCAUUCGCCAUCGGAAAGAUUACAAAAGCGAGAAAGGUGAGGUGGCUGAAAAGAGUC